AUGUCGACGACCGUGUCGGCAUAUCAAGAGCGCGUGUACGCGCUCCUCCAGCAGAUCCCGGAGGGACGCAUCACGUCCUACGCGGCGCUGGCUCGAGCGCUCGGCUCCUCACCUCGCGCAGUCGGUGGCGCACUACGAAGCAACCCAUUCGCGCCCGAGAUCCCUUGUCAUCGGUGCAUCGCAAGCAGCGGGUUUAUCGGAGGCUACAAAGGCGACUGGCGCGAUGUCCCGAGCGGGCAGAACUGCGAGAAGAAGUUGAAAAUCCUGGCCGAGGAGGGCGUCCAUUUCGAUGAUCAAGGCAUGUUGGUAGAUAAGUCGCGCUGGUGGCAAGAUUUCAAAGCGUGA
This is a messenger RNA of Lasiodiplodia theobromae, 345 nucleotides long. RefSeq names its product Methylated-DNA-protein-cysteine methyltransferase protein. The record is from RefSeq and is a predicted model, not a curated record. Gene Ontology annotation, biological process: DNA repair. The coding region runs from base 1 to 345 and encodes 114 amino acids. Gene Ontology annotation, molecular function: catalytic activity. The transcript has 2 exons. Lineage: Eukaryota; Fungi; Ascomycota; Dothideomycetes; Botryosphaeriales; Botryosphaeriaceae.